This is a messenger RNA of Perca fluviatilis (European perch), 2952 nucleotides long. Its product is annotated as pyrroline-5-carboxylate reductase 3-like. NCBI's taxonomy places the organism in Eukaryota, Metazoa, Chordata, Actinopteri, Perciformes, Percidae. Gene Ontology annotation, molecular function: pyrroline-5-carboxylate reductase activity. Gene Ontology annotation, biological process: L-proline biosynthetic process. The record is from RefSeq and is a predicted model, not a curated record.
GAAUGGAUGGCUGGGGAAUGUAUAAAGGCGCCGCCCACCCGACGUAGCAGGAGAGACGUCGAAAUCAAACCCACCGAUAGUUCACUGGAACUCCGCUGGUUGGUUUUGUGGAUGCUCCGGAUGUUACCGAUUUGACAGCACAAGCAAGUUUAAAUCCCAGUGCAGUUUGAGUUUUUACUAAACGUUGGACGUCAGGAAAUCUGAAACAUCAGGUGAAUUAAAUAGCCUACCACCAACGUUUAUAAACGUUAGCCGGUGUUUAUUCACAGCAUCGCCUGACAUCGUGUUUGUGUCACUCCGUGUUAUUUUAUGGUUGUCCAGUCAACAAGUAACACGUGCAUUGUAUUUCUAAUCUGUGCUGGAUUAUUUAGUCGCUUUAGCUAGAUGCAGCAGCAGGGCUGUUGUUUUUUUGCUAUCGUGGUUUUUAACAUUUUAUCGGCACGCUUUUCCUCGACCUGUAGACUACAUGCUAAAAUGUAAGAUAGAAACAUCACCGCUCUGCCCCUACCACACUAGACAUGCUAGUAUUUAGUUAGCAACCUAGCCGUGUGAACAUUCGUGUUGGGCAGACGUUUACUAGCCGUCGCGCUAACGUUAGCCAGGCUACGUUGCCACAACAAUGGACGACUCUGGUAUCAAGAAACAGAACUGGGACGUGAAGGAGACGGAGUUAUUUCUGGAAAUCCUCAAGGAGCUGGACAUGAAGAAAUGCUUAGACGGGAGGAAAGUGAGGAAUAACAAACUCUUCAAGGUGGCACACAGGAGAAUGACAGCGGCCGGCUACCACAGAUCUGUGGACCAAUUAAAGUUUCGCUGGAAACUUCUUAAAAGUGCGUACUACAAGUGCAAGAGAGAACCCAACUCUCCGGCACCGACCAAAAUACAAGGUUGGUGGCGGUAUGAAAAGACAAUGAUAGCUAUCAUGGAGUCCAGACACCCCCUGGUCGGAGCUGGGGUCAACUCUGACAGAAAUGAUGAAGUGACAGAGGACUCGGACGGAGAAGCAUCAAUGCUGCACUGGCCGCAGCCCUGCCCGGACAAUUCCACCCAGAACCUGGGUUUAAUUAUCAAAAUGGACCCUGAGAUGGACUCGCAGCUGAAGAUUGGUUUUAUUGGUGCAGGGAACAUGGCCUUCUAACGUCAAAGCUUUUUAAGAAGUGUUUUUUUUUUUUCUAUUUUUUUUUUUUUAAGCGUAAACGCACCAUCCUCCAGGAACCUAGGGCGCUUUCAGGAGCUCGGGAUUGCCGUCACUCACUCCAACAUAGAGGUGGUCUGUGGGUCAGAUGUGGUUUUUGUAGCAGUUAAACCUCACCUGGUUCCGCUAGUUCUCAAUGAGAUCUCACUACACGUCACUGACCGACACAUUAUUGUGUCUGUUGCAGCUGGAGUAACACUGGCAACAUUGGAAGAGCUCCUGCCAGAGAAUUCCGUUGCCAUCAGGCUGAUGCCAAAUCUCCCAUGUUUGGUUCAGGAAGGGGCUCUCCUGUUUGCAAGGGGAUCCCAUGCAAAACAGGAGGACGGAGCUAUUCUUCGCUCCUUGUUGCAUCGAUGUGGUUUGGUGGAGGAGGGACCCGAGGCCUGGAUCGACAUCCACACUGGACUGAGCGGGAGCGGCGUUGCUUUCGUGUAUCUGUUUGCUGAAGCGUUGGCAGAAGGAGCUGUUAAAAUGGGAAUGCCAAGUGCUCUGGCACACAGCAUCGCAUCUCAAACUGUUCUGGGUGCUGGGAGAUUGUUACGUGAGUCUGGAAAGCAUCCGGCUCAGCUCCGCUCUGAGGUCUGCACCCCAGGUGGAACAACCAUCUACGGGCUUCACACCCUGGAACAGGGCGGUGUGAGGGCGGCGACCAUGAGCGCUGUGGAAUCUGCCACCGAGAGAGCCAGAGAGCUAGGCCGAAAGUCAGCAGCAGGAUCCAGUAAAUGAGGGCUGCUGUUUGCCUGAAAUAUCUACUCAAUGGACUUACUUCAAGCCUGACAACAAACUGACUUUCUGGCUCAACUUCACUAUGGAACACAAAGACAAAGCAGCACUUGUCACUUUUAUUUAAUUUUUACCUUAAUUUUUUUCCCCUCCCUUCAACAACUGCAGUUUAUACUUGUUCUUGGUCUUUCACCAGAGGGAUUUGUUGUGAGCAAAAAGGAAAUCUUUAAUAACAUCGACGUAAGUGAAGUAAAUGAAUUGGUCAUAACCUUGCGAUUUAUUUUGAGAGACUGGCUUCUUUUACAUGCACACCAAUAAUCCAAUCUAUUCUGAUUUAUGCAGUAAUGCAAGCAACCAAAUUUGAUUACUCAAAUAUUUGUGGAUAUCGUAAUCACAAUAAGAUGCACACAGUGCAUUUAUUGAAGGCCAUGUUAGCCUGUGAACUUGAAUACAGAAGGAAACACUGAUGUCAUAGAGUAACGUAGAGAGGGAGACUUCAGACAUUAAUCAAACUAUACUCUGACGCAUCGAUCAGUCCAAGAAGCAACUUAUAUAAUAAGGCCUUGCUAGUCAUGAUUGGGUUAUGUGCAUGUAAUGUGGCGUACAGAAUGAAAGUAAAAUGUGUGGAUGUACUGGUAUUUAAUUCUAUUAAAAUAUAGUAUCUACAGGUGCUAUAUACGACAUUCAGAAAAUUAAUAUAGCAGCAAACUUGUGAGCUAACCCCCAUUAACACUGUUGGCUUUGUCAACACUGUUGCUGUUUGCUUGUGAAGUCAGAUGUGAGAGCCGUGUGGAGGUUAUCCUGGCCCACACUGUGAAUCUUGUAUAUAGCACCAUUUUCAUAUUUGACCAAAUGAAGCAUAAAACUUAAAUUUGGGAUGAUUUAAGAAUGAUAAUUGCUGGUAGUUUUUUUUUUUCCCAGUGUAGUUAACUUUUAGUAGCUAGCUUUGUGUAUAACACAAUGUUGAGAAAAAUAUUCAUGAUCCAUGAUGCCGAGUGUAGAAUGGGUUUUCAUAAAGUGUCCUUUGAACUGGA